Messenger RNA from Rhizophagus irregularis DAOM 181602=DAOM 197198, 711 nucleotides. NCBI's taxonomy places the organism in Eukaryota, Fungi, Glomeromycota, Glomeromycetes, Glomerales, Glomeraceae. The record is from RefSeq and is a predicted model, not a curated record.
GAAAGAGUAGUUUAUAUAGAAGAUUUAGAAAAAAGAAAACAAGCAUAUGGAAUAUGUGGAGAAUGUAAAGAACCUGGUACAGGAUCUAGAUGGUGUCAACCUUGUAAUGCUAAAAGAUUUAAGGAUAACUUUAAAAGUUGGACUAGUGGAAAUAAAAAUAUUGAUGAAUUUAUACAACAAUCACAUCUUAAUGCUGUACAUAAUCAUAGAUAUCUUGAAUGGAUACCUUUUGAAAAAUUUCAAAAUAUCACUUAUAUUGCAGAAGGUGGUUUUGGUAAGAUUCAUUCAGCAGAAUGGCCUGAAGGAUUUAUUGUAUAUUGGGAUAUUGAAAAUCAAAAAUGGUUUAGAUACAAUAAAAAAGAUAUUAAAUAUGCAUUAAAAAGUUUGAAUAAUUCUUCUGAUAUAUGUUCAGAUUUUUUAAAAGAGAUUUUUAAUAGAGAUAUUGUUCGAUGUUUUGGAAUUACUCAAGAUCCAAAUAAUAAAGAGUAUAUGAUGGGACUUUUAAAUAUUCAUAAUGCUGAAAAAGUUCACAAAGAUUUUCAUUCAGGUAAUAUAUUGAUUCUCUUACAUAUAUAAGUGAUUUAGGAAUGUGUCAACCAGCAAGUAAGCAAAAAGGAAUUUAUGGAGUAUUACCAUAUAUAGCACCAGAAGUUUUACGUGGAUACCAAUAUACAAAAGCAGCAGAUAUUUACUCAUUUGGAAUAAUAAUGA